Echinostoma caproni is the source of this 2514-nucleotide messenger RNA. Lineage: Eukaryota; Metazoa; Platyhelminthes; Trematoda; Plagiorchiida; Echinostomatidae. The record is from the annotation of a GenBank genome assembly.
GAUGAUGAUGAUGAUGAUGAUGAUGAUGAUGAUGAUAAUGAUGGUGACGUGGAUGAUGAUGGUGAUGAUGAUGACGAUGAUCAUGUGGUCGAUGAUCAUUAUGCUGAUGGUGUUGAUGAUGUGGAUCAUGAUCAUGAUGAUUGUGAUGAUGCUGAUGAUGAUGAUGACGAUGAUGAAGUUGAUGAUGAUGACGACGAUCAUGUUGAUGAUUCUGAUCAUGAUGAUGAUGGUAAUGAUGAUGAUGUUGAUGAUAAUCAUUACGAUCGUCAAGAUCAUCAUGAUUACGCUGAUAAUGACGAUGAGGAUGUUUAUGAUGAAGAUGAUGAUGAGGAUGAUAAUGAUGAUGUAGAUGAUGAUGAUGAUGUAUACGAUGAUGAUGAUGAUGAUGAUGAUGACGAUGAUGAUGACGAUGACGAUGACGAUGAUGAUGAUGAUAAUGAGGAUGAUAAUGAUGAUGAAGUUGUUGACGAUGAUCAAUAUGAUGAUUAUGAUGCGGAUGAUGAUGAUGAUUACAAUGAUGAUGAUGUUUCGGAUGAUGGUGAUGAUGCUGGUGAUGAUUCGGAUGAUGAUUUUGAUGAUGAUGAUGAUGAUGAUGAUGAUGAUGAUGACGAUGAUUUGGAUGCUGAUUAUGAUGAUGAUGAUGAUUAUGAUACGGAUGAUGAUGUUUCGAAUCGUGAUGGUGAUGAUGAUGAAUACGAUGAUGAUGAUGAUGAUGACUCGGAUGAUUAUGAUGAUGAUUAUGAUGAUGAUGUUGAUGAUCAUGACGAUGUUGUUGAUGAUGAUGACGAUGACGAUGAUGAUAAUGAUGAUGAUCAUGAUGAUGAUGAUCUUGAUGAUGAUCAUGAUGAUGAAGAUGAGGUUCCAGUUAUUGACGAUUAUCAUGUUGAUGAUGAUGAUGAUGAUAAUUAUGAUGAUGGUGAUGAUGAUGUUGAUGAUGGGGAUGAUGAUGAUGAUGUUGUUGACGAUGAUGAUGAUGAUGAUGAUGAUGAUGAUGAUGAUGAUGAUGCUAAUGAUGAUGUUGAUGACGACGAUUCGCAUGAUGAUGAUCCGAAUGAUGAUGAUUCGGAUGAUGACGGUGACGAUGAUGACGAUGAUUCGGAUGUUGAUGAUAUGGAUGAUGAUGAAUCGGAUGAUGAUGAUGAUGAUGAUGAUGAUGAUGAUGAUGAUGAUGAUGAUGAUGAUUCGGAUAAUGAUGAUGAUGAUGAUUCGAAUGAUGGUGAUGAUUCUGAUGACGAUGACGAUGACGAUGACGAUGAUUAUUCGGAUGAUGUAGAUGAUGAUGAUUCGGACGAAGAUGAUGAUCAUGAAGAUGAUGAAGAUGAUGAUGAUGUUGAUAAUGAUGAUGAUGGAGAUGAAGAUGACGAUGAUGAUGAUGAUGAUGAUGAUGAUGAUGAUGAUGAUGAUGAUGAUGACGAUGACGAAAAUGAUGAUGAUGAUUAUGAUGAUGACGAUGAUUCGGAUGGUGAUGACGAUGAUGAUGACGAUGAUUCGGAUGAUGAUGACGAUGAUGAUGACGAUGAUUCGGAGGAUGAUGACGAUGAUGAUGACGAUGAUGAUUAUGAUGAUUCGAAUGAUUCGGAUGAUGAUGAUGAAGAUGAUCCGGAUGAUCAUGAUGAUGAGGAUGACUCGCAUGAUUCUGAUGAUUUGGAUGAUGAUCAUGAUGAUGAAUUUGAUGAUUAUGAUGAUGAUUCGGAUGAUGAUGAUGAUGAUGAUGAUGAUGAUGAUGAUUCACAUUACCGUGAUUAUGACUCAGAUGAUUUUGAUGAUGAUGAUUUUGAUGGUGGUGAUUUUGAUGAUCAUGAUGAUGAUGAUAAUAAUAAUAAUAAUGAUCCUGAUGAUGAAGAUGACGAUGAUGAUUAUGAAGAUGAUUCGGAUGAUUCGGAUGAUGAUGAUGAUUCGGAUGUUGAUGAUGAUUCCGGUGAUUCGGAUGAUGAUGAUGAUGAUGAUGAUGAUUCCGGUGAUUCGGAUGAUGAUGAUGAUGAUGAUGAUUCGGAUGAUGAUGAUGAUAUUUCAUUAUUACUUUUGAUGAUUCGGAUGGUCAUGAAGAUUCGGAUAAUGAUGAUGAUCGUGAUGAUAUUGAACGACGAUGAUAAUUCGGAUGAUGAUUAUGAUGAUGAUGAUGACGAUGAUGAUGAUUCAGAUGAUGGUGAUGAUGGUGAUGAUGAUGAUCGUAAUGAUGAUGAUUCGGAUGAUGAUGAUGAUGAUGAUGAUGAUACGGAUGAUGAUAAUGAUGAUGAUCAUUAUGAUGAUGAUGACGAUUGGGAUGACGAUAAUGAUGAUGACCAUGAUGAUGAUGAUGAUUCGGAUGUAGAUGAUGAAGAUGAUUCGGAUGAUGAUGAUGAUAAUGAUGUUGUUUCGGAUGAUGAUGAACCGAAUGAUGAUGAUUCGCAUGAUGAUGAUAAUGACGAUGACGAUGAUUCGGAUGAUGAUGUUAUGGAUGACGAUGAUACGGACGAUGACGAUGAUUCGGAUGAUGAUGAUGAUUCGGAUGAGGAUGAUUCGGAUGAUGAUUAA